Daphnia carinata is the source of this 1080-nucleotide messenger RNA. Its product is annotated as methyltransferase-like 26. The record is from RefSeq and is a predicted model, not a curated record. Gene Ontology annotation, molecular function: S-adenosylmethionine-dependent methyltransferase activity. Lineage: Eukaryota; Metazoa; Arthropoda; Branchiopoda; Diplostraca; Daphniidae. The transcript has 4 exons. Bases 309 to 968 code for a protein of 219 amino acids.
CUGUGCGAUGUGCGCCUGUCCUGUGCUCUUUAUUGAAAAUUUGAUCUUGUUAACAUAUUACUUCUGUUAAAUUUCAUUUUCACGAGUAUUUAUUUGAUGUUUAGUUUCGAUGCCAAGAAGGGAUCCAUGCAAAAAAACAGCUUGUGAGAUUCAAAAGUGUUUACAAGGCAACAAUUAUCAAGAAUCUGCUUGCCAGCUUGUAAUUCAGCAAAUGCUCGACUGUUGUAAACAGUGGGAACAUCUUCAUACUGUUUCGUGUUCUGGAUUUUCUGCGCAGCCUAGAGAAGAUAAUACUGUUUCAAAGGAAAAUGGGCAAUAAAAAACUGUUUGCUCCAUCGGCAGACCGUAAUAAGGACCCGAUUUUGGAAAUUUUACAAAAAUAUUAUCCUUACGAAAAAAACAAGGAUAAUCGUCUCGUUUGCUUAGAAAUUUCUUCUGGAACCGGGCAGCACGUUGUUCACUUUGCAAAGAGUUUGCCUUUUAUGACAUUUCAGCCUUCAGAAUUUACCAUUUCCAAUUUACCGAGCAUACGAGAGUAUGUAGUACAAUCGGGUUUAACAAAUGUAUUAUCUCCUUUAGCCAUCGAUGUAACAGAUCCCAUUGAUCGCUGGAAUUUGGCUCGAGAAAAUUUUGAUUUAAUUCUAAAUAUCAACAUGAUGCACAUUAGCCCUUGGGAGUGCACGUUAUCCUUGUUUGAGAAAGCCGGCAAAUUAUUAAGUUCCAAUGGCUUGCUCAUAACCUACGGACCUUAUGCGCAUCACGGAUUGAUAAGUCCUGAGAGCAAUAUUAUUUUUGACCAAUCCCUGAAAGCCCGAGAUGUCCAAUGGGGUUUGCGAGACAUUGAUGAAUUGCAAAGUGUUGCUAAUCGAAACGGAUUAGAACUGAUGGGCAUUGAAAAUAUGCCAUCGAACAAUAAAACCCUUGUUUGGAAAAAUAUUUUAAAUCAAAGUGAAAGGGAUGUGAUGUGAAACGUGUGUAAAUGGUAGUGUGGCGUGAUUUUGUAAACUAUGAUCGCGAUUGAUUGUUUAAUAUUCAAAGUUUACGUUUUAACUCGUAAAAUAUAUUCUACAAAAAGCGUAA